Phytophthora infestans T30-4 is the source of this 666-nucleotide messenger RNA. RefSeq lists its product as uncharacterized. The transcript is spliced from 3 exons. The record is from RefSeq and is a predicted model, not a curated record. Gene Ontology annotation, molecular function: calcium ion binding. NCBI's taxonomy places the organism in Eukaryota, Oomycota, Peronosporomycetes, Peronosporales, Peronosporaceae. Bases 1 to 666 code for a protein of 221 amino acids.
AUGCACGCCAGUUGUGCACCACGACCAAAUACGGGAUCAUCGUCGACUGUGUGUCAGCUAUCGCUCUUGGACUGUAACUUGCAUGUAUCGGCUCCGAAGAUGUCAGCAGCAACGGGAGACGAGCAAUUGCAUGUUUUUAAUCCGGUAGAUCCAGCAGGUAGCUACGUAUUGGACCUCAGUGACGCCUACGAGCACAUGGUAGCACACGAAUUACUGCGACUUGCAGUAGCGAAAUCUGCACGUUUCCACUUUACAAAGCUCGAGUAUAACGCUGGGAAAUAUCUAAAACCAGUCGCAUUGCUGUUCCAGCGACUUGAUGAAGACGGAUCGGGCUAUGUGGAGUAUAGUGAGCUUGGAAAUGCUCUACGUAGCUGCGGUCUCGAAGUUUCUGACGCCCAACUCGCGAGGUUACUUGAAAAAUAUGAUUAUGACAAAAGUGGGUCUGUUCACAAACGAGAAUUUGCUGAUCUCUUCGCUCGUGUUGGGUUUACGUUUGUCGAUUCGAAUAAUUCCGGUUCAUUAGAUACAGACGAGCUUCGACGCGCAUUUCAGCUACUGGGUGUGUCGGAAGAAGCCGAAGUCGACGAUGCCAUUGCUCGCAUGACUGCUAAGUACGAUCUGGAUGAAAGCCAACGGAAACGAGGACGCGAAAAUAAUGAGACUUGA